AUCGCGUAAAAUCCAUUCGGCAACGUCGCAAAUAUAUUGUGAAACGUCAACUGUAUUCCUAAAGUGAAAUAAAUGUAAAUAUCAAAAUGUUUCACUGUCAGGAUCAAUUAAUUGGGAGUUAAAGGAAAAUUUUUUAAGCACAACGUUCGCAGCAAACGCAAAAAUCAAUUUUGGCUAUGAAUAUUGCCAAAAAAUUGAGAAAGGAAACCCCAAACGUGGAAAAUAACCUGUGUAGUGGUCGACGCAUCGCGGAAUUACAGGAGUUGGGAAAACAUUUAAAAUGUUGCAGGUGUGAAAGAGUCCUUUCUCUUGAAAAUAUUACAAAUAAAACUCGAAAGGGCCUUUAUUCAAUUUUAAAUGUUUAAUGAAUAUAAUAUGGAAACUAUAGUACCUACGGACAAAGUUUAUGCAACAAAAAGUGAAGUUAAGCGUUCAGAUGUCAACACUAAAGCAGUUCUAGAGGCAACAGAACAACCGUCAUGCAGUUCUGUUUCUAUUUCAAAUUCAAGCCUAAUCUCGAAACCAUCUCAAGGAAAAAGCAACUCCAAAGCACUUUUAGAACCAGAUCAACCGUCAUGCAGUUCUGUUUCUAUUUCAAAUUCAAGCCUAAUCUUGAAACCAUCUCAAAGGCAAAGUAACUCCAAAACAAUUUUAGAACCAGAUCAACCGUCAUGCAGUUAUGUCUCUAUAUCAGAAAUAAGUCCAAUAACAAAACCCUGUCAAGAGAAAAGAAAAAUCAAAGCAAAAUCCAGAACCACAGAAGGAUCCAAAAUAAUCACCAGCUCACCUUACAAAGAUCAACUCGAAGAGAAAUUGAAAGAUAAAUUGAAAACAGUAAAAGCUAAAUCAGUCAAAAAGAAUUUUAACAAAGCAGGGCCAACGGCAGAAGCAUCAGCAGCAAUGUCAGAGAAGGAGAAAGCCACAUUAUGCGUUUACUGUCAUGAGACAUAUGGAGACACUUGUCACGACGAAUGGAUUAUGUGCAUAAAAUGUGGUGCCUGGAUGCAUGAGGAGUGUUCAGAUAACGAAGCGGGUGCUGAUAACUAUGUUUGUGACAACUGCCGAUGA
Messenger RNA from Psylliodes chrysocephalus, 1068 nucleotides. The record is from the annotation of a GenBank genome assembly. NCBI's taxonomy places the organism in Eukaryota, Metazoa, Arthropoda, Insecta, Coleoptera, Chrysomelidae.